AUGGUUGACUUCACGAGUAGUCGGUCAACGAUAUUUAGACGGCGAGAAAUCGUUUACAGUGAGGAAUAUGAUUUUCUAGGUUCCGGAGGGUUUGGUAUCGUCUAUCGAUGUCGGUUGGCGGAGUCUAGGAAAGUAGCGGCGGUCAAAGUUCUCAAAAUGCGACACAGACUGCGGCAAACGGAAGAAAAUACUUUCGUUCGAGAGGCAAGCAUAUUACAACAGCUUGUUGAUUGCCCGUAUAUCAUUCGUUUCUUGGGCUUGUGCAUCGACCCUGGACAUUAUGCGAUUGUUAUGGAAUACGUGGAGUUUGGAGAUUUGGAGAACAUGUUGCUUUCUGAAGUAGACGACCAUCCGGUCUUGAAGCAAUGGAGGUGUCGCAUUUGCAUGGCUCUAGAACUUGCCAAAGGGAUGGACUAUUUACACAGUCUGCAACCACCGAUUAUUCACAGAGACUUGAAGACAACGAAUGUGUUGGUGGGUCGCAACUACCACUGUAAAAUCAUUGAUUUUGGGCUGGCCACAAUUCGAGAUAUUUCAACACAAUCAACAGGAAACACGAUGGAAGGAACGUUAGCAUUUACUGCACCUGAAAUAUUUAGUAGAACAGUUAAGAGGGAGAAGGAAAAGAAAGUUGAUGUUUACGGAUAUGCAAUGAUUCUUUGGCAGUUGAAGGAAAUGAAGACACCCUAUGCUGGUGAGUUACCUUUUGUCACACGAGUCAAUGUUCUGGCUGGUCAGAGGCCUUUACUAAGUGACGAUGACUGUGUAGAGGGAUAUAGAGAGAUCAUUGUACGUUGCUGGGAUGGACAACCUGACUGCAGACUACACUUCAAAGAGAUCGUAACUAUGAUGGAUGGAAUCAUGAGCAAAAUUGGCACGGCAGCAUUGACACCAUCGCCUGAUAGAGAUGCUACAGCAUUUGGUAUCACUGCAUCAUUUGACAGUGCAGAUCUCAAGCUCCAAGCUAGUUUGCCGAUCGAGACUAGGUCGUCCAGUCCAGCAAAUCUCGAAGAUUUUGUGAGGGCAGCUGGUGAUGGCAAGCUACUACAGAUGAUGAAGGCUCUUUGCCAGCUGAACGAUCUGAACCAGCAGGACUCCAACGGAGACGUAGCACUUUGCCAAGCUUCUAGAGGUGGACAUCACGAUAUCUGCUCUAGGUUGGUGAUGGAGUACAAAGUAAAUGUCAACGCCAGAGACUCGCAGGGAAAAAGUCCUAUCCAUCACGCUGCAGCAUGCGGACACGACAAGGUCGUAGAGCUGUUCGUUGACAAUGGAGCCACCGUUGACGUCAUAGACGACGAAGGGUGGAGUCCUCUACACUAUGCGACUCAAAGCGGAAGUCUGAACUCUGUUCGAGCACUUCUUAGGAAAGGAGUACCGUUGAACGCGCAAACUGCAAACGGAGAUACGGCAACGCACUUAGCAGUGCUAUCAAGCGAAUUCUCGCCUGAGGUACUCAAACAACUGAGUGGGUGGCCGGGAGUGAAAUUAGAUCUAAAGAACAAAGAAGGCGAGUCUGCACUAGAUGUGGCCAAGAGAACUGGAAACAGGCAAGCUGUCGAACAUCUUGAUACCUCAAGCUUGUGUGAAACACCAACUUUGAGCAAAAGACAAGAAAUCAUUCAAACUUCUGUGCAGUUGUCUGUUAGUAAAGUAAGCCGUCCUACUGCAGUACCUAGACGUAACAAGCCCACAAUAAAACCACGACCAGCCACUUGGAUUUCAAGUCCGGAGCGCAACACUGUUGACGGAUCUCGUCUUUUGUCACCUGGAGUACUCACUUACGUCAAGAGCAAGUGGACGUCGUUCAGUGUGAUAGCCAUAGCGCUUGGAACGUUUCUAGUUGCGCUCUGGCUACACAGUCCUCUACUGGAGUUUGCUGCGACCGGCACUCUUAUCUUGCUGGUGCUGCUAAGAUUUCUGUUGAAUUCGAUUUCAAGUGGUGAACGUACAGGUGAGCAACAUCGUUGGUGACUCUAGAGAGAUAGACAGUGGCGUAGAAAGAUGUUCGAGCGGGGGAGGGGGCUGGACCGUCGCGAUGAGUACGCAAAAACUACUUGGCUUAAUUGUCAGACUGUAAGCAGAUUUGCAAAGUUAGACAAUUUCAAUUCCUAAAUACUAAAGAGGGGGCUUUCGUUUCC
Molecule: messenger RNA, 2141 nt
Organism: Corticium candelabrum
Lineage: Eukaryota; Metazoa; Porifera; Homoscleromorpha; Homosclerophorida; Plakinidae
Product: ankyrin repeat and protein kinase domain-containing protein 1-like
Exons: 9
Coding region: 1-1974 (657 amino acids)
Biological process (GO): protein phosphorylation; signal transduction
Cellular component (GO): cytoplasm
Molecular function (GO): protein kinase activity; ATP binding; protein binding
Source: RefSeq, a predicted model, not a curated record